Messenger RNA from Dentiscutata erythropus, 144 nucleotides. NCBI's taxonomy places the organism in Eukaryota, Fungi, Glomeromycota, Glomeromycetes, Diversisporales, Gigasporaceae. The record is from the annotation of a GenBank genome assembly.
AUGUCCUUAGAUGAAAAUACUUUCCAAGUUAAUCUUGAAAAUAUAAAUAGUAACUCUUCUCAAGAAAAUAUUACAAAUGAUUAUGAGAACGAUGCUUUGUCUGUUUUUUUAGAUAAUCAGCCCAUAACAGAAACUAUCUACUAA